UCCGGUACUCAUCUGACCUAAUUCAUGAAACUUCAGUUUGUAAAGGUUCGAUCAACGAUUCUGAACUUGUUGUUUGAGAUAAAAAGACGCUUAAGCCACAAAUGGCUAAUAUAGCAGUAGCUCGGAUAAAAAGAGAAUUUAAAGAGGUUGUGAAAAGCGAGGAGGUGAAAAGCUUUGAAAUUAGUGUAGAAUUAACAAAUGACACUUACACAGAAUUAAAAGGAGAGAUAGCAGGGCCACCUGAUACCCCAUAUGAAGGAGGAAAAUACCAGCUUGAAAUAAAGAUUCCAGAGACUUACCCAUUUAAUCCACCUAAGGUACGCUUUAUAACAAAAAUAUGGCAUCCAAAUAUCAGUUCAGUGACAGGUGCCAUCUGUUUAGACAUUUUAAAAGAUCAGUGGGCUGCAGCGAUGACGUUACGGACAGUUCUGAUUUCCCUACAAGCUCUCCUUGGUGCAGCAGAACCAGAUGAUCCACAAGAUGCAGUUGUAGCAAAACAAUACAAAGAAAACCGGGCAAUGUUUGAGAAAACUGCACGGCAUUGGGCAUAUGCUUAUGCUGGAGCAAGUAAUAGAGAUCCUGAUCUCAUUGAAAAGUUAAAGCAAGCAGUUUCCAUGGGAUUUGAAGAAAACCGAGCAAGAACUGCUCUCUCAACCUGCAACUGGGAUGUGGAAAGAGCUNUAAAGUGUAACUCGGUUAAAGGUACUUUGCUAGAUUGA
This is a messenger RNA of Lingula anatina, 719 nucleotides long. RefSeq names its product ubiquitin-conjugating enzyme E2 K. Gene Ontology annotation, molecular function: protein binding. NCBI's taxonomy places the organism in Eukaryota, Metazoa, Brachiopoda, Lingulata, Lingulida, Lingulidae. The record is from RefSeq and is a predicted model, not a curated record.